GCCAUAUCGCUUAAUUCAUUCCAAACAUCGUGCCAUCUAAAGCCAAAUAACGUGUCUUCUAUCAUAGGAGUCUCAUGCUACGUAAAAUUCAUCAAAAAGGAAAAACAAAGUCCACAGCUUAGAAAACGAUGUUAUUAAAAUAUGGAUUCGCUUUUAUUUUUGGGUGCACAGUUAUGCUAUAUAUUCGUUUCGUUUGAGACAAAAACAUUACUAUAUAAUCAUUGUAAUUGAUUAGUGAUUACAGCUAAUUAAUUCGAAUAUAUCAUCUUAAGCUAAUACAACGAACCAAUGUAUUAACAAUAUAAAUAGAAAUGAUUCUACAAGUUGGAGCUUUAUCAAUCUGUUGGCUAUCGUUUGAGUACUUCUUCUGAUGGAUUAGUUUGGUUCCACGUAAAUGAAAACGAAUAGUUGAUGAGUGGAGAAUUUUUACGCUCUUGUACAUAAGAUGUGUUUAACUUUUAUAUUUUAAUAGGAUUUAGAAAUGAUUCACGUGUUUUGAGUUAUUCUCUUACUCGUCACUACCAACAACACUAGUAGCCAAUCAGCUGCAUAACAUUGUAGUAAUAAUUCGAGACUAGCUAACUUCAUGCAUUCUUCUUCCCCCUAUUUUAAGGGACUAUGAUUUAAUCAAUGAUUAAAAUCGGCUGGCGAUGAUUAGAUAUUUCAUAAGCGAUUAGUGUAUAGGCAGGCGACAAGGCAUGUUUAGACUGAUUUUCUAAAAAUUGUUUUAGAAAAAAUGUUUUGUUUAUGACGUAUUUGCCAAAUGUACCGUCCAAAACCGAUUUUUAGAACAUUAUAUUUAACUGUUACUACUUACUAGAAGAAACGCCACAAGAAGAUUUAGCAACCGAUUCAUAAGCAUAGCCUAGAAAGUGAAAUUUAGCUUUACUUUUUCUUUUGUAAAAGUAAUUUAGCUUUACUUGCAGUUCUCAAUCUCAUUAUUCAUAAAUAAUGCUAAUUGUUUUUGUUAUCUUCUUGAUAUAUUGGUUACGUACAAGUUACGACCCAUCUUAUAUAUACCCCUAUUACGAAUUUCAAGACCAAAAAAUCAACUUCCAAUUCUAAAACUAUGUUCCGUUUUUACAUGCUAAUCUUACAGCUAAAAGAAUUGCAGUUUAUAGGUGAAAGAUUACCAAAGAAGAUUAGGAUAUUAUCUUAUGAAAGCGGCAUAAUAUAUAUUUAAUUAGUGAUGAAGUGUAUAGCUUUUUCACUUCUCUUUUGACUGUGUGCUAAUCUUAUAUAAUAGCAAUACUGCAUCCCUACCAAAUUAUAUAUGGACUUUUCUACUUAAAUCUAUAUAGUAUUUUUUCGAGUAAAAUAUAGUUAAUUUUUGUGCUAAUGUGAAACCGAUAAUUAGUUCCCUCACUUACGUUCGAUAUAGUUAGAAAGCACGAACCUAACUUUAUUUUCCACGAAACCAUAGAAAAAUCGUGCGUAUUAUGUAUUAAUAAUUGCUAACGGCGUUUGGAUAAAAAACUAUUUUACAAUUCUUCACAUGCUAGCAAGCGUAAAUAGAAAAUUCAAGUUUCCUGAUCCUCAUUACUGAAACGUGUAAUUAUUCAACACAAUAGUUGACUGAUUAACUUUGAACAAAUAGAGUCAUUCAAAUCUUAACUAACGUAUUGUAAUUUUUAUCGUUCGGUCAAUUAGAAAUUCAGACACUUUAUAUUAAUCAUUAAGAUCUAGGAAAGCUCAAUGAAAUUAACAAAAUAUGCGAGAGAUUCAGUUCAAAUAAUUGAUUUGGUUGAUACUAUAUUUGUUCUUAAAAGAGUUUAGUGAUGGUAACAUAAUCAAGUGAUGGAGAGUCAUCUUUCAGAUGUUAGGUUAAACUAGAAUUAUCUUCCUAAUGUAUACUUUCCUUAUUUGCUAGUAGAGUUAGUUCUCUUGUGUUCUGGAUAAAAAAAAGUUACACAAAAUAUUAUUUUUUAAAUCAAAAUUUUUAAAUAUUAACUUUAGAUAAAAGAGAGAUUAUAGAUCUAAAUUCUAGAACUUCCACAAGCGAAAAAGUGUUUAUAUUCCCAUUCUAAAUAUUAGUGACCGAUGAUUCUUUGGUGAAAAAAAUACAUAGUUGAGGAUCUAGCGACUAAAAUGAACAGUGUUUUGAAAAAAUGAAAGUGGCCUUAGUUAGGCAAGAGUUGCUUAGAUUGGCGGGGAAAGAAAAGAAGGAGAAGAAAAGUAAGAGUAUUUUUGAGUUUGAUAAUAACAAAAGAAAAUUCCAAUGUAACUAAAAACUAAUAAUAAAACAGUUUCUUAAAAAGAUUUGGUUCCAAAAAAAAAUACUAUAAAGGGGAAAAGAGGUUGAAGAAAGAAAGUGUGAGCUAAAAGACCAAACAAAACAGAGAACUUGGAUGCUUAACCAAUGCUUUUUGGGGUCAGUUGAAAGUUUAAACCAACACACUAUUACAUGAGAUUUUGCUAAAUCUUCACCACCAUCCGAUUGUGUGCGUAGUCCACGUGUCUCCAUCCACACCGUUCGAUCUCCCAUAAAGAUUACCGGAUAAUAACAUCCCGGUUAUUAUGAUUUGCACGCUUUAUAUUUGAACAAUUGUUACUUUUGAAAAUUUGACAUUGUUUCUUGAAUUGAUAUAAAACUUCCCAAAAAUAAAAAUGCAAAGGAGUGAGGAGGAAUUUCGUGAUAAAACAUUCAAAUUUACUGAUAUGCUUUUGAGAAAGAGAUGCAUAAUUUGGUUUGAGCCACACCAAAACCUAAAGCGAACCGAACUUUAAGCUGUCAUAUGAAACUUUUUUACAUAUUGUUGAAAAGACAAAUAAAACAAACCGAAGAAAAUAUCAAUGAGUUUUUUUUUUAAAGAAUACAUAUUAUAUAAAAAGUACAAAUUAAAACUGAAAUUAAAUCGAAUCACUGGAAAAAAUCAUUACUAGACUUUGUAUCGCUGCAUGCUACGUACUGCUGUCUGCUGAUAUUUAACAUUUUCGGAUGAACGGUUAAACUAUUAUAUUAUUGUUUCACUAGCUACUGUGUUUUGGUGAACCAUAUUCCUUAUAAAUACAUGCACAAACCCACAUCUCCACUUAUAGCACCAACACAUUAAAACAACCUCUCUUCAUUUUCGUGUCUCUUCUUGUUCUGUUCCAAAACUAGACAAAUACUAAUGGGAGGUAACAGAUCAAAAAGUAGCAAGAGGUUCUCUCUCUUCAGCUUCUUUAAAACACGAAGAUCUCACAGAGUGGAAGUAGACGCCUCUUGGGACGACGUCGUUUACACUCGCAAAGCAAUGGCGAGUGACGAGGACAAACGAUAUUGGGUGGCUGAACCUGGUAUUGACCGCAAAGCUUCUGCCUUCAUCGCCAAGUUUCAUGCCACUCGUGUUUCUGAGUCUGAGCGCCAAACUCUCUCUCCUUACCAAUCCGAGAAGGCAUGCUGAUGAAUGAUGAUGAUCAAAGGUUGAUUGGAUUCUAUGUAGAUUGUUUUCUUUUUAUUUGAUGUGUCCUUUAUUAUGAGGGUGUAUUGAUUGUGUCUUAAUUGUAGUUAAUAAUGGAUCCUUUUUGGGGGUAAAAUAUUAAUAAUAUAUCUUUAUUUACAGUUA
Molecule: messenger RNA, 3548 nt
Organism: Brassica rapa (field mustard)
Lineage: Eukaryota; Viridiplantae; Streptophyta; Magnoliopsida; Brassicales; Brassicaceae
Source: RefSeq, a predicted model, not a curated record